ACCAGCGCUCUGGCUGGGCUCAGAGUCCAGACACUGCAAGCAGGAGAACUUCAGCCAUGCCCACCAAAGCCUCCCCCCUGCCACUCACCACCAGCCCCAAGAACAGCAGCUCCGUCUACGACUAUGAUUACCUGGAGGAUGUGACCGUCUUGGUCUGCAAGAAGGAUGAGGUCCUUUCCUUUGGGAGAGUCUUUCUGCCUGUCAUCUACAGCCUGAUCUUUGUGCUGGGCUCGGCUGGGAACCUCCUCCUCCUGGUGGUACUUCUCCGCUACACACCGCGAAGACGGAUGAUCGAGCUCUACCUGCUGAACAUGGCCAUCUCCAACCUCUUGUUUGUAGUGACGAUGCCCUUCUGGGCCAUCUCUGUGGUCUGGCACUGGGUUUUUGGCAGUUUCAUGUGCAAGGUGGUGAGCGUUCUCUACACGAUUAACUUUUACAGCGGCAUCUUCUUUAUCACUUGUGUGAGCCUGAACAAAUACCUGGAGAUCGUUCAUGCCCAGCCUCUCCACAGACCGCAGACCCGGUCCAGGAACCUGCUCCUUAUUGCCGCAGUGUGGACCAUGGCCCUGGCCAUCUCUGUCCCAGAGAUGGUCUUUGUCAAGGUCCACCAGACCUCAGAUGGCAUGUGGCACUGUUACGCAGAUUUUGGUGGACACGCGACCGUUUGGAAGCUCUACCUGCGCUUCCAGCAGAACCUUCUGGGGUUUCUCCUCCCACUCCUGGCCAUGGUCUUUUUCUACUCCCGCAUCGGCUGUGUUUUGGUCAGGCUGAGGCCACCAGGCCAGGGCCGGGCUCUGAGGAUGGCCGCAGCCCUGGUGGUAGCUUUCUUCCUGCUCUGGUUCCCGUACAACCUCACCGUGUUUCUGCACUCGCUCUUGGACCUGCACGUCUUCGGGAACUGCCAGAUCAGCCACUCUCUGGACUACACGAUGCAGGUGACGGAGAGCCUGGCCUUCUUCCACUGCUGCUUCACACCCAUCCUCUACGCCUUUUCCAGCCCCCGCUUCCGGCGGUAUCUGAAAGCUCUCCUGGCUGCCGUGCUGAGAUGGCACCGGGACCCUGGCCCUGCCCAGGCCCUGCCAUCUAGCCAUUCGGAGAGCAGCAGGGUUACUGCCCAAGAAGAUGUGGUCAGUAUGAAUGACCUGGGAGAGAGGCAGGCUGAUGACUCCCUUAACAAGGGGCAUACGGGGACUGAUCAGGCCUGAGUGGCUGGGCUGCGCCAUUCCGGAAAGAACACUGCUCCCUCUCAGGGCCCUCAUGACUGCACUGCUUGGUCCCGUGAUUCUCAACCACCAGCGGUUCUUGCUCACGGCUGCCCCCUCCUCCAUCUCCCUGGACCCCAUGCUGUCUGCUGAUUCGCUGCAAUGGUCCCCAUGAUCUUUGCUUCUGUGGCUUUCUGGGCCCCCAGCAGCCAGUGAGGUCAUUCUA
Molecule: messenger RNA, 1428 nt
Organism: Microtus ochrogaster (prairie vole)
Lineage: Eukaryota; Metazoa; Chordata; Mammalia; Rodentia; Cricetidae
Gene: Ackr2
Product: atypical chemokine receptor 2
Exons: 2
Coding region: 57-1205 (382 amino acids)
Biological process (GO): immune response; calcium-mediated signaling; cell chemotaxis
Cellular component (GO): membrane; external side of plasma membrane
Molecular function (GO): C-C chemokine binding; C-C chemokine receptor activity
Source: RefSeq, a predicted model, not a curated record